AUGGCAUAUACACUGAACCGAAUGGAGAUGGAAAUUGCUCUGGAUAUGUUGAGUCAACCAAAGGAUGAGUACCUUAGGAUUCGGAUGGUAUGUUUGUUGAAAAAUUGUUUACAGGAGGUAGUGACGGACUAUGCAUUCAUCGUGGAUGAGUUUCCAAACUUCAACAUAAUUAUCGGUCGACCAAAGGAUCUAAAUUCGUGCUCCUCUGAAACAUGGCCGUGUUAUUGGAGUCCCAUGUUCUACAUACUAAGAGAAGACAAGAAUGAUGCUUUGUUCAGAAAGAUGAUGUUGAAUAAUGAUGUCAUUGAUUGGACCCGUAAUAAAAGGAAAUCUUUGUUUAUAUAUGGAGUAUCUGGAACACAAAAGGCUGUAUUCGAUGAGGUUGCUGCAAUAUAUGGAUGGCUUCCUAGGGGUGGACAUCUAGAAGGAAAGGCGUUCUCAAUAAAAAAUGAUGACAUACACAAAGCCUUAAUAGAGGUACCCUCUAUGAAGCAGUUAACUUGUUCAACACUACGCCUUGAUGAAGCUGUUCUAGUUCAGCGACGCUGGCAGCAUAUCCUUGCAGAUGAUCCGAACGUCACAACAGGAAUAGAGUUCUGCAUUAAAAACUUUCCAAAUAUAUGUCUGAGGAAUGAUAAGGGUGAAGUCAUAGGGCAUAUGUUGACUUUAUACAAUGUCGCAGCGGAUAUAUUUGGGAGAAUCCUGGUACUUUGGUA
Molecule: messenger RNA, 716 nt
Organism: Owenia fusiformis
Lineage: Eukaryota; Metazoa; Annelida; Polychaeta; Sabellida; Oweniidae
Source: the annotation of a GenBank genome assembly